AUGUACCUGGUCAUCAUUCUUGGGAACCUGCUCAUCAUCCUGGCUGUAAACUCUGACACCCACCUCCACACACCCAUGUACUUCUUCCUUGCCAACCUAUCGUUUGUGGACAUCUGCUUCACCUCCACCACCGUCCCCAAGAUGCUGGUGAAUAUACAAACACAGAGAAAAGCAAUAACUUAUGAAAGCUGCAUCACACAGAUAUACUUUUUCACACUCUUUGUAGGUUUAGACAACUUUCUUUUGACAGUGAUGGCCUAUGACCGCUUUGUGGCCAUCUGUCAGCCACUGUACUACAUGGUCACCAUGAACCCCCGAUUCUGUGGACUGCUGGUUCUGGUGUCCUGGAUGGUGAUUGUCUCCCUAUUUUACUGUACUGGUCUGGGAGUGUACCUCAGCUCUGCUGCUACCCAGAGCUCACACUCAAGUGCAACAGCAUCAGUGAUGUACACGGUGGUCACGCCCAUGCUGAACCCCUUCAUCUACAGCCUGAGGAACAGAGACAUAAAAGAGGCUCUAAAUGAAUUUUUCAGAGGGAGGCCAUUAAAGGGCCAUUUUUCAAGAAGUACCUGUGAUUGCUGGCUUAAUGCUUAA
Messenger RNA from Suricata suricatta (meerkat), 594 nucleotides. RefSeq names its product olfactory receptor 7A10-like. NCBI's taxonomy places the organism in Eukaryota, Metazoa, Chordata, Mammalia, Carnivora, Herpestidae. Gene Ontology annotation, cellular component: membrane. The coding region runs from base 1 to 594 and encodes 197 amino acids. The record is from RefSeq and is a predicted model, not a curated record. Gene Ontology annotation, biological process: G protein-coupled receptor signaling pathway. The transcript has 2 exons. Gene Ontology annotation, molecular function: olfactory receptor activity; G protein-coupled receptor activity.